AUAAUUUCGUAAGAGUGUAUUAUUAUUUUAUUUUAUCAAAGUAACACAAAUAAUGUUCUUUCCUUCAAAAAAUAAAAUAAAAAAAGCACAAAUAAUUUUCUUGCAAUUCUUCUGGAUUUAUUAUUAUUUUUAUCAUUUUUUCUUUUUUUUUUAAUUUCUAAUUUUUUAUUACAUAUAGUUUAGAGAGAGGGAGAGAGAGAGAGAGAGAGAGAGAGAGAGAGAGAGAGAGUAAACAAAAACAUAAAGAACAUAGGAAAUGGCGAAGAAAAAAGAGUGAAAAAAAACAGAGGAGAAGAAGAAGCUCUCUUCUGUCACAACUUUUUGAUUCUCUCUCUAACUCACUCACUCACUUCCUUAUCUCUCUAGAAGGUUAUAUAUUUAGAUAUAUCAUAUAUAUCUAUAUAUAUAUGUAUCAUGUAUGUAUAUACAGUUUCUGGGAUUAUGCCUUUGGAUUUCGUUGUUUUCAGUUUUCAGUAAUUUGAAUCCAUAAUCAUGAACGAUGAUAAUCUUCCGAAAGUCGAAAACGAAGAUGCAUUCCAGAGCUUGCUCGAACUAGCAGCCAACGACGAUCUAGAAGCCUUCAGAACCUACAUCGAUCGUCAGCCGUUGAUCGUAAACGACGUCGGAUUAUGGUACGGCCGCCAAAACGGGCCGGCCCGAAUGGCCCUUCACCACUUAACCCCUUUAAUGGUCGCCUCCACUUACGGCAGCCUCGAUGUAGUAAACCUCAUUCUCUCCCGCCCCGGAAUCGACGUCAAUAAAAGCUCCGGUGCGGACAAGUCCACCGCGCUCCACUGCGCCGCCGCCGGCGGAUCGAUCCGCACCGUUGAAAUCGUGAGGGCAUUAUUGUCCGCCGGGGCCGACCCUAAUCUAACGGACGUGAACGGUCGUAAGCCGAUCGACGUUAUCUUCAUCCCUCCGAAACCGUGGGGCCCGCAGGUUCAUUAUUCUUCCCUUCGGUCGAUGCUCGCGGCGGAGGAGUAUAUUCCGUUAUCCGAGAGGGAAUAUUCCGUUGAGGCGGUAUCAAUGCCCGAUAUCAAGAACGGGAUAUACUCGACGGACGAGUUUAGGAUGUUCUCUUUCAAGAUCCGUCCUUGCUCGAGGGCGUACUCCCACGACUGGACCGAGUGCCCGUUCGUCCACCCUGGCGAAAACGCGCGGAGGCGGGACCCACGGAAGUUCCACUACAGCUGUGUGGCGUGUCCGGAUUUUCGAAAGGGGGCUUGUCGGAGAGGCGACAUGUGCGAGUACGCGCACGGAGUUUUUGAGUGUUGGCUGCACCCUGCUCAGUAUAGAACUCGUUUGUGCAAAGACGGCACGAGUUGUAGUAGACGAGUUUGUUUCUUCGCACACAAGCAAGAGGAGCUAAGGCCGUUGUACGUCUCCACCUGUUCCGGUGUUGCCUCGCCACGCUCGAUCGCAGCCUCUCCGUCUCCGUUCACCCCACCGAUGUCUCCGUCCAAUCAGAACGUGCCAGCACUGCAUUUGCCGGGAAGCAGCAACCUCCUCUCGAGUAGUAGGCUACGCUCGUCUCUCAAUGCUAGGAUAUUUGCGGAUACUGAUAUGAACGCGAAUUUACCGAAUCGCUCCCUUCGUCCCGUAACCCUAAUGACCCAUUCGAAUCUCGAGGACAUGUUUUCUUCGGAUGUUUACUCGCCCAGGCACAUUCAGCAUCAACAACAGGGGAUGCUAUCUCCGAUAAAUGCAACGUUUUCUUCCGGAAGAAUGUCGCCUCGUCAUCAUCAUGUGGACUCAAUCUCGCCAAUGCUGGCUCGGUCGAAGUGGGGCCCACCGGAGGGGGCCGUGGCCCCCGAUGAAUCGGGUAAGCUCGAGAGAUGUCCGUCUUUUGAGGCUCUCAACAAUGGGGAGGAGCCCGACUUGUCGUGGGUGCAUUCUCUUGUCAGAGAAUCUUCACAGGAUGUAAAGAAGGAAAUUUCAGGACACGGUUUUGCCGGAAAUGAAGGUGAAAAUUCGAAUGACGAGAUCGAACAAAUCGACCAAUCGGUUUUAGGUGCGUGGCUUGAGUAAAUGCAGCUUGAUCAGCUCAUAGCUCAGUAAAUAAAACGUAUUUUUCAAGAAAACAAAAAUUAAUUAUUAUUAUUAUUAUCUUUGGGGGGGAUUUCUAU
This is a messenger RNA of Erythranthe guttata (spotted monkey flower), 2126 nucleotides long. RefSeq names its product zinc finger CCCH domain-containing protein 30. Gene Ontology annotation, molecular function: protein binding; metal ion binding. Lineage: Eukaryota; Viridiplantae; Streptophyta; Magnoliopsida; Lamiales; Phrymaceae. The record is from RefSeq and is a predicted model, not a curated record.